AUGCAUGGAACGGGUCCAUUACGCGUUGGCGUUGCCAUUGGACAUGGAACGGGUCCAGAGCUCGCAGCAGCAUUUGAGCAUGUUGCGCAGCAAUUGGCAUCUCGUUACUCUUUGAGGGUCGAGUUUGUCCGUUCAGACAGAAUCUACCAUUCCUAUAACUCUCUGCCUCUUGCGGAGAAUAACCAAAAUGCGACGCUUGACACCUGCGACGAAACCGUAAACGACAUAACACACUACCAACAAUUUUGCGAACAAGAAGCAAGUCGGGGCCUCAAAGUCAUAUUUCGAACGGCAAUAAGUGCGCAGUCGCUGUACACUGUGCGCCAACAACUGGAGGCCGUCAAGGUUGAAUGCUUCGACCGCGGAACGUCAUCUCUUUUGGUCAUCCGCGAUCAAGCGCAAGGAUUCUAUACUGGGACGAAUAAACUUGAUCAGGAUCAGAACUCGGUGUCGAGAACAUGCGAGUUCCGCAAAGAAGUUUUUCAGCAUAUCAUAGCGUUUUCUCUCGAGCGAGCAAGGGAAAAAUGGGGUGACGAUCUCGGAGGGAUAAAAUCCUUGUUGUUGGUGUACAAAUUCCACUUGUUUGACGGAUUAUUGCUGUCCUGGGCGAAGGAAUGGACGAAAGAAUUCGGUAUCAAGGUGGAGUUUGUACAGCCAGAUACGAUGAAUAGGAACUUGAUCGCGUUCGGCGUAGGCCGUUGCCUCAUGGUUGCGGGUAAUGAAUAUGCUGAUAUCAUGCAAACAAUCUUCCUCGAGAAAUUCAACAUGCGGGUUCAAGAAACCUCCUGCUCUGAGAACGUUUAUUUGCACCCAGUAUUGAACCGGCUCAGCGAGUAUCAGACCACUCACGGCUCGGCAGAUGAUAUCACAGGAAAGGGAAUCGUAAACCCUUCUGCCACAAUACGCGCGGCUGCGGCCAUUCUUGAACGUUUCGGGGGAUGCACUGGCGUUGAAGCAGAGGUCGAUGGUGUUUUGAAUAUACUCCAGCAGAACAAGUCAGUCACACCAGAUCAAGGGGGAAAUCUCACCACGUCCGCCUUUAUCGACAUCUUUCUUCAAACUCUCCCCAGCCCUAGUGUCGGCUCGCCCGCUGCGAGUGAAUGUUCGCAAUCGUCCUCCCUCGUUGUCAAUGAGGCUGAAGGGAUGUAUCAGGCGCCUGAUCUCGCUGCAGCUUUUAUGGGGAAGCCAACAGCUGUAGUGGUAAUAGAUUUCCAGAACGACUUCAUUGCCCUAGGAAACCCAGCAACUAUGAACCGCAUCACAGAUGCACUUCUUCGAGUCCUCGCUUUCUCCAGAUCCCAUGCGCAAGAAGUGGUCUUUAUCCAGCAUCUAGGGGAUUCACAAUAUCAGGGGGCAAGCUGGCGGCAUCGAAACUGUGUUCAAAACCGCAAGGACCUCUGUCUGGAGGGAACUUGGGGAGCAGAAUUAUCCCCUGCCCUUUCACCGGAGCCUGGUGAGCUUAUAUUCAACAAGAAAGCACAGUUCGAUGCAUUCCAAAGCCCAGACUUUGAAAAGUAUAUUUCCGAAAAGGGGAUUGAACAUGUCGUCCUCAUGGGCCUGUAUGCGGACAUUUGUAUAGACGCAACAGCCAAGGCAGCAUUCCAAAGAGGCUUAUGGACCACUGUUGUCCAGGAUUGUACGACGUCACUGCAUCUGAAGGAAGAAGAUAUUUUGGGGUACAUGCAGAAGGUUUACGGUGCGAGAGUUGUGGAAAGUGAAAAACUCUUGAGAAUGCAUGCAUAA
This is a messenger RNA of Arthroderma uncinatum, 1743 nucleotides long. Its product is annotated as isocitrate dehydrogenase family protein. The record is from RefSeq and is a predicted model, not a curated record. NCBI's taxonomy places the organism in Eukaryota, Fungi, Ascomycota, Eurotiomycetes, Onygenales, Arthrodermataceae. The transcript has a single exon. Bases 1 to 1743 code for a protein of 580 amino acids.